UACUCCCCUCCCAAUAUGGCGCUGUGGAUUACGUACGAGAUGACGUUUUAUUACGUCAUUCUCUUGCGACUAUUUACAAACGCUCGGCUGCUUUUACGAUGCGCUGCUAUGACCGAGACAGACUGCUGUGUCCUGGAUGAGGAGGACUUCCGUCGCUGCUGUCGUCUCCUCCUUCAGCGGUCGGAGCAGCUGAGGGAUGGCUGGAGCUGGGAGGUAGUCCAGGGUUCAGAUGAAGGGUACCUGAGGAAGACUGCUCUCAGAUCAGUUCCAGAUCCACAAACAAGCACCUGUAGUUCCAGACCCAAACAAUCAAAGGAGGAGCCUGAUUGUGCUUCCUCGCUUGUUCCCGACAGCGGGAGAGGUGAGCUGGAUGAGGAAGAUGAUGGCAGCUGUAUAGUGAGCGAAGGCAGCAGCGUGGUGCUUCAGUACGAGUACCACAUCCUGUACUCCAGCAGCUACAGUACUCCAGUGCUGUACUUCAGAGCCUUCACUCUGGAGGGGCGGAGCUUGACGUUAGAAGAGGUGUGGAGCUUUGUUCACCCAAACUUCAGACUUUGUCUCCAGAACUCUCCUUUAAAUGCUCUAAGUCAGCAGGAGCAUCCGCUGUUGGGUCAGCCAUUCUUCUACCUCCACCCCUGUAGGACGGAGGAGUUCAUGAAGUUGGUGCUGACAGCAGCUGAGGAUAAGCACAGGCCGAUGAACUACGUGUUGCUGUGGCUCAGUUUGGUGGGUCCUGCCGUUGGUCUGGAUGUUCCUCUGGAGUACUGCAUCGAACCCCAGCCUUCGGACCCGGUCAGUGACAUCUAGCUGGAUUAAAGCCUGGCCCCGGGGACCCCUUGGGACGGUUUCUUUGUGCCUGCUGUUAAAUUGGAAAACAUCAAUAAACGGCCUCUUCUGGUCUUGA
Molecule: messenger RNA, 904 nt
Organism: Nothobranchius furzeri (turquoise killifish)
Lineage: Eukaryota; Metazoa; Chordata; Actinopteri; Cyprinodontiformes; Nothobranchiidae
Gene: atg10
Product: ATG10 autophagy related 10 homolog (S. cerevisiae)
Biological process (GO): macroautophagy; protein lipidation; protein modification by small protein conjugation
Cellular component (GO): intracellular anatomical structure
Molecular function (GO): Atg12 transferase activity
Source: RefSeq, a predicted model, not a curated record